Messenger RNA from Sphaeroforma arctica JP610, 310 nucleotides. RefSeq lists its product as hypothetical. The transcript has a single exon. The record is from RefSeq and is a predicted model, not a curated record. The annotation marks the transcript as partial. Lineage: Eukaryota; Ichthyosporea; Ichthyophonida.
GACUGACAGCGCCGACGAGCUCGAACAAGCGGCUUCUCGUUUGAUCGAGGAGAAGAUUACUGAACCCAUUAAGAAUAUAGUACGAGAUAUUAGCAACGGGGCUGAGGAACUGCUAAAACGGAGACAUACACUGGUUUACGCUUUGCUGUAUGCGUUGGAACUGGAGCUUGCCUCAUCGUACGGGCUGGCCAUUGAACUUCCACAGGCGUGCAAGGAUCUGGCCGAACUCUACUGCAACGUGGAUGCUGACGUAUGCGAAUGCGUAGAAUUACGUCCCUAUUUUAUGGAUAUGUUUUGUGUCAGUAUCUGA